Scheffersomyces stipitis CBS 6054 is the source of this 621-nucleotide messenger RNA. Its product is annotated as GAG-pre-integrase domain-containing protein. Lineage: Eukaryota; Fungi; Ascomycota; Pichiomycetes; Serinales; Debaryomycetaceae. Bases 1 to 621 code for a protein of 206 amino acids. The record is from RefSeq and is a predicted model, not a curated record. The transcript has a single exon.
AUGUUCAACACACCCACUAUGCUCUCUUGGCUUCUUCUUCCUCUGCCAGCUUUAUUUUUGAUUCAGGUGCUUCUACCCACAUUUGUAACAAGAGAAGUCUUUCUCUGGUUCUGUCACGAAGAACCUCUCUCGAUUGCCGGUCGUGGUACUCUUGUGUUUGAUCUCCAAGGUCAGAAGAUUCGUGUCUUUAACGUUCUUUAUGUUCCUGACUGUACUCAGAAUCUUCUUUCCAUCCUGGCUGUUACUACUACGGGCGACAAACUUGUUAUCUCUCAUGAUGACAUUGUUCGCCUUAAGUAUGGCCAACUUGCUACCAGAGACCUGAGAAAUCUUUACUUGCUGUGUCUCAAAAUUGUCCGCCCCUCGACUGUCUCGCGGGCUAACCACUCUGCCUACUCGGCCCCCGCUCCUGUUACGGUCGCUGCUCCUGCUGCGGACGCUGGUGUGGCACCUGUUUCUGCCUCUGCUCUUGUUCAUGCUCGCCUUGGCCACCCCUCUCCUACUGUCGUUCGACUGGCCUUGAAAUAUCCGAACAUGCCUCGCACGGUUGUUCACGACUCGAUUUCAUGUGAAGCAUGUCUUAGCUCCAAGAGCACUCGGGUGAUUCGCAAGACGUGCUGA